Molecule: messenger RNA, 7789 nt
Organism: Macrobrachium nipponense
Lineage: Eukaryota; Metazoa; Arthropoda; Malacostraca; Decapoda; Palaemonidae
Product: neural-cadherin-like
Exons: 24
Coding region: 503-7654 (2383 amino acids)
Biological process (GO): multicellular organism development; adherens junction organization; cell-cell junction assembly
Cellular component (GO): adherens junction; catenin complex; plasma membrane
Molecular function (GO): calcium ion binding; cadherin binding
Source: RefSeq, a predicted model, not a curated record
UAAAAAAAGCCGAAACGGAGAGUCUGAACUCCCAUAAGAUCUACAAAGCAAGUGGCUACAAAAUAAUAUAAAAAUGGAAAUAACUAAGAAAAAAGGGAAGAGAAUUUACGAAUAAUUGCUAAUCAAACGGUAGUGAGUUGUCAGCCAAAGGUUUUCUAUCAUGUAUGUGUUCAUGAUGAACUUUCUUCUUUAGAAAAGUUUGUCUUAAGUAAACCGUUUGUUCGCAUGGAAAAAUAAGACGUAGCACUGCUAAGUUUUUCACGUUGGGAGGACAGCCUGUGAAGUUAGGUGGUGAAUAACAGUUAGUGACAACUGAGGAAAAAGUUACAAAGGAAAUAUGCAAAAGAAAAUGAGGCACAAAUCGCCAGGGAACAAAUAAGCAGAAGAGUGAGAGUAGCAUUAAUAUUGGCGUGUGUGUUAUCACGAAUGCAAAAGAAAUCAAGAAACGUGUUGUCAAGAAACUCAGUUUUACUUUGAAUAGACGUAGCUAUAUGCCAUCAGGAUGGAUCCAGGGAAAAUAUUUCAGAUCAUCACAAACAGCACCUUACUCGCAACGCGACUUCUGUCUGGCACUGGGAGGCCACUGAUUGAAUUCACGCAGCACCGCUACUGCGCCACUCUCAGGGAGGAUGAGCCUACUUCUUCUGACGUCAUCACGGUUAUGGCCUCUCAUAAAGAAGGUGCCUCUGUCAAAUACAGCAUCACUGGUGGUAAUCGAGAUGGCCUGUUUACCAUCGACCAGAAGACGGGGCUCAUCACUCUGGCGGCUACGCUGGACUACGAACUCUACGACAAGCACGAACUGGUAGUUUCGGCCGAGGGCGGAGGUCAGGUGGUCCACACGAUGGUUGAGGUGGCUGUGGCAGACGUGAAUGACAAUCCGCCUGUCUUCACUGACCAAGAUCCACACGUCACCGUCAUCGAGGAGGAUGACAGACACCUCCCAACCACUCUCAUGAAGGUUGAGGCCAAGGACCCAGACCAUUCGGACGAAUUUGGGCUUUUGUACACUUUGCGAGGAGAUGGGGUCGAUGGUCAUUCUCCAGAUGAUGCCUUCUUUAAGAUCAAUCCACGCACGGGUGACCUUGUGCAGUUGAGGGCCCUCGACCGUGAUCCCCCAAAUGGGAAAAGAAUAUGGAAGUUGAGAGUCAAAGUUCAGGAUGGUCAGGAACCCUGGAAAGCUACAAAACGACACAAAGGAACGAAAAACACACCAAUGACCUCUAGGGAUCACUCGCCCUCGUGGGACUAUGAAAAUGGGUUGCAGAAUGACCAGCCCACUGAAGAUACUGUUGGAAGAAAUGCUAUAGAAACUAGACCAAACAAAAACAGUGGUUCUAAAUGGGAAAGAUCCAGAGUUCAAGAAGAUGAAACCGUGGUUAGACUGUGGGAGAUAAGAGACAAUGGGUACGAUAUGCUCGCAUCGCUUCAAAAUGGUGGGUCGAGUGCAAGAAAGCACGCGUGGACGCGAGAACUAAACCAAAAGUACAAAGCAAAGCCAUUCUUAUGGACAAGUUUGAGUGACCGACAACACCCGUAUACACAGCAUGCUUGGAAAUUCAAGGAAAUAGGUCACAAAGAUACCAAACAGCUCUCCUGGAAUGACCAAGCUAGGUUUGGUAUUCCCAAGUCUGUAUACAAUUACAAGAAUGAGGAAAACUCAAAUAGAAACAGCUGGGAACUCUCUAAGAGAAUAAGAGACGAGAAAAGAAAAGAUAAAUGGGCCAGUAGUCCUGGAUCCAGAGUAGGGGAGAGGGAAGAACGGGGAGAAGCAACGGAAUUGAGAUUCAUGGGCAGGAGGUCCAACAUAGGCGAUCAUAUUUGGCAUGUUAAUCGGUUAAGAGAAAGCCUUAGUGACCCAACCAACAGAAGAAUAACAGAUGGACAGAGAGCGAAGUUCGAAAAUACAAACCAAGAAAGAGGUUUAAGAGAACGAGGAAUGAAGGACAGAAUUUCACUCAGUAAAUCAAAGUCUGCAGAGUUCUUGGUUUCAUCUCAAGACACUUCAAUUGCAAAUAGUCAAGAAAAGAGCAUUGCAUCGUCGAGAUCAAGAUUGAGCUCUUUUGCUUCAGCUGUCAAAAACCAGAAGACAGAAAUAACAACGAGUGAUGGCGGAGAUCAACAUAAAAAUGUGAAAUCUAACAGAUUUUUCAAAAAGGGUGACAGUACCUGCAAUGGCCAGAUAUCCACAUGUGACCUGCGUCCUAAAGUGAAAGGUAUGAAGCAAAUCAGAGAGAAGAGCCAGUCCUCCUGGAGUAACAGUCUUAAGACCAGAAUUAAAUUCAGGGACGAAACAAAGCUUCAUAAAAUUGAAAGCCCUGCCGAUGAUUCACCUGACCACCUCAUCUCUCCAGACACAUUAAAAGAUACUCAUAUUUCCAGAAACACCAGUUUUAAAUCUUCGACCUCUGAGUGGGAAAAAAUCGGAAGUAUUGAUGAUGAUGGGAAGUUGAGGCAAGAGUCCCGUUUUGUCAAAAAGGCAAAGAGAUCUCCUGGUGGGGUAUUUGAAGCAAAACGCCAAACCAGUAGCAUUUUGAAUGAGAGACCCUCCCUCACUCUGGGAACCAUAGAAUCUAAAACCUCAUCUUCGAGCACAGUGCAUAGUUUGGAAAGUAUACAAGAACCUGGAGAACAAUUCAGAUUUUAUCAUUCAAAUGAUAUUAAGGAAAAGAAAACUGAAAAUAUCCCAGCCCACUUUACAAAAGCUAUAGAAUCAAGUCCUUCGAUUUUAGUGUUCAGUAAUGGCACCAAAAAACCCUCUACAAAUGUACUUCCUGAGAGUGAAAUUGAUUCUGUGAGAAAAGGAGUCAUUGCUAAUAGUGGCCUUUAUUCCAAAGAUGCCAUGGCAAAUUCGAAUAAAGUAAAUGAACGCUUUCAUAAUCUUAUGUCAAACUCUUCAGAACCAACAGCUUCGCCAGAUCCACUUGAUCAGCAAAUGGACGGUUUUACUCCCAGAAAUUCCAGCGAUGCACCAUCACACAAAAUGUCAGCAACUCAAAACUAUCCAAAUAAGAAAUACCUUAGUUCUCACGAGAGACGACAGACCCUCAACGAGAAACUUUUGUUAACGUCGAGUGGCAAACGAAAUAGUUCUUUAUCUGAGACUCAAAACCUCCUCCCUGACUUAGUCGCCAGAAAUCGAAGUACCGAGUCAAGUGUCAGGAAGCGAGAGAGCAAAUGGGUUUUGAAGAAGCCGAGAGGCAAAGGCUGGCUCUCGAGAGGGGCCAGAGACAUCAUCAUGGAAUCUCCUUUCGAUAACUUUGACUCAGACGAGGAACAAUGCUACGAGGCUUCCCGGGUCGGUGUAUCGGUGACCGACGAGGCCGGGAACCGAAAGGAAUAUCCGGUACAUGAGGUGGAGAUACUCGUGACGGUCAUUGUCAAGGACAUUAAUGACAACGCCCCUAUUUUCCCCAACGUCACGAUGUAUGGAGAAGUGCAAGAAAAUGGGCCUGUGGACCUGCCGGUAGUGGAAGUGUCCGCCUGGGAUGCUGAUGACGCCACAGAAGGCUCCAACGCCCGCAUCACCUACGCCAUUGAGAAGAACGUCAUCCACGACAGGUCCGGAGAGGCUGUCUUCAGUGUGCAUCCUCACUCCGGGCUGGUGACGACCGCCCUCUGCUGCCUGGACAGGGAAACCACGCCCGAGUACCAGAUUCAAGUGGUGGCUUCUGACGGAGGAGGACUUAAAGGGACGGGCACAGUGGUGGUUCGCCUGACAGACGAGAACGACAAUUCGCCGCGUCUUGCCCGACAGUACUGGGAGCUGGAAGUGGACGAGACGUGGGGGGACGGUCCCCCCAAUAACAUGACACUCCUGGAGAUGACAGCUGCUGAUCCUGACACAAAGAAUCACUUCUCUUACAAGAUCGUUGAGGAAAGCGGCUGGGGCUGGGACCACUUUGGCAUCCGGUCGACUGGAGCAUCCGGGCAGCUCUAUGCCCUGAGGGCACUCGAUUAUGAGGACGACACCCAUCGCCAGGGAUUCAAGUUCAUGGUACAGGUCACUGAUCGAGGGGAGGGCGGAUGGGUCGACCCUAGACAUCAGGACACAGCUUGGGUGGGCGUGAGGCUCCGAGAUCUCAAUGAUAAUCCGCCUCAGUUUGUCCGUCCUCAUGCCCACGUCACGAUAAGUGAGGACGCCCCUCUGGGCACUUUGCUGACCACUGUGUCCGCCCACGAUCCAGAUGCUGGGGGAGGCGGCCAAGUGGACUACUCGGUGGUGGGCGGCUGGAACUCGCUCCAGGUGGACGAGAGCGGAGGCGUGACGCUGUCCCGCCGUUUGGACCGCGAGGCUGAAGAGGGCGCCCUGGGCAUCGCCAGAAUCCUGGGCACGGACAGAGGGGAGCCGCCCCUGACUGCCACCGCUACCCUAACCAUCACCGUCACAGACGUCAACGACUGCGCCCCUCGAAUUCUUCCUCCGGACGUCCUUCACGUGAGGGAGGGCGACCCUCCCGUCCUGCUCGGCGUUUUGACGGCAACUGACGACGAUAUGUGGUCUCUUGGGCACGGGCCUCCCUUCAGCAUGUCGCUUUCGCCGUCGAAUCCUUCUUAUGUAAUGGAUUUUGUCAGUCUGAAGUUCUAUCAACAUGUCGACAGCGGUCGGGGAGGAGCCGAGUUAUGGACCCGAGGCUCCCUGGAUCGUGAGAGCCAUCGGACGCUCCCUGUGGAGGUCGUGGUUGGCGACGCCGGAGGACUUAAUAGGACGCAGACAGUCACGGUUGUUGUCGACGACAGGAACGACAAUCCCAUGAAACCUGCUGCCAAGACUGUCUAUCUGUGGAAGACCCAGGGCAGCGGGUCAGACGCGCCCCUGGGCCGCGUGUACGUAGACGACCCAGACGACUGGGACGUGGCUGACAAGACCUUCCGGUGGGCGGGGAAGCCUCAUCCCUUGUUUACGCUGAAUGCUGAUGACGGUUCCAUUUUUGCUUCCAGCCUCGUCCGAGAAGGAAGGUACCUGUUGCACUUUGCAGUGAGUGACCGAGUGUGGGGUCAAGUGGAUGUUGCUGCCAACGUUACUGUGGUGGUCAGGACCCUGACUCACGAUGCCCUGACCCACGCUACCCCAGUCAUUCUGACCCCUAUCACUCCAGCCGACUUGACCAGGGGUUGGGCGCCCACAAACGGAGGUGGUGGCCUUGGAAAACUCCUAGAAGCAGUUCACGACAUAAUUUCAGAAGGUCUUCCCUACAAAGUAGAUGUCGUCAGCGUUUACGGGAAUAACGCUCCUCCUGGAAGCACUUCGACCGUCUCCACUUCUCCAGAAACCGAAUCCUCACCCAGUCACCCACAAGAAGGGGAACAACCAGUCAGUUCUAACUCAUCCAGUGAGCCUCCAGCGCCAACAGUCUACGUCUGGGUGAGCGUGAAGAAUGAAAAGGAUGUUUUUGUAGAUCCCGUCAGGCUUCAGGGCAUGUUAUCUCUCCACAAGGACAAGUUGGAGAAAGCCACUGGCCUCUCGGUGUCCCUGAAGGAUCCGCCACCAGUCUUCGAUGAGAAAGGACCCGCCGCCCAGCAGGUCCCUCAGACGGACGCGCUGAGUAGAGGGUAUCCGCCGCACCUCGAAGGACCAGAGGACUCUUCUCUAUCCACUCUCAAGUUGUCCUACGAAGACGCUGCCUCCGUCACCUCUUCGGCUUCGACAGCACUUCCUCUGCAGGUUGUGGACGCGAACGUGACCUCGUUAGUGACUCCUCUCCUCAUUCGAAGGCGCGAGUGUGGGUCCCGGGAGAGCUCGAGAGGCCGUGGCUUCGCUCUCCACGACUCAGACACCUGUGUUCCUUCCAGCUGCCUCAAUGGAGGCAGGUGCCUCAGAUUCCCUUCGGGAAGCAGGUGCGUGUGUCCAGGUGGUUCUUGGGGUCCCCAGUGCAAGAUCCUUUCCAGGACCUUCCGUGGCUCUGGCUGGGUGUGGCUGAAACCUCUCCCUCCGUGUCUGCCCACGACGCUAUCCCUUCGAGUCCUGACGAGCAGACCUCACGGGUUGCUUCUGUAUUCUGGGCCCCUUGACCCACACUCUCAGCCUUUGGGGUCCUCUCACUGGAGUCUCCCGUCGCCCAUGCUAGCUCUGCAAGUGGUCGAGAGGAAGCCUCAGCUCAUCGUCGAAGGGAUUGGCAGUUCUUUCGUUCUCGAAGUCAAUGCGUCUGUCACCGACGGCGAGUGGCACACCAUCCACCUUCACUUGCAUUCACAGGGAGUGGUUUUGAUGGUGGACUUCUGUGGCCUCGGAUGGGAUGAGACGAUCAGCGACGACUCUCACUGCGUUGCCAGGAAGUCCUGGGACCUUCCAGGAGGUCUGAAGGCGUGGGAGGCGCUGGGUCCUCUGCAAAUAGGGGGUCUAGCCCAAGGACCACAGUGGUCAAAGGAUUAUGGAUGGAGUCAAGCUCCUACACCUCAUUCGCUUGAUGGAUGUCUUUCCAAUCUCAAUGUGAAUGAUCAGUUAAUGGACUUGGGCGAGCCAGCAUUCAGCAAAGACAGCACAACUGGCUGCCAACCGCAAGAAACAGCGUGUCCAGGGGUCUCAGGGUCUUGUGGCAUGAGAGGUGCCUGUGCAGGCGGACUGAACCACCCUGAGUGCCGCUGUGACCCUGGGUGGACAGGGCCCAGUUGCAACACCCCAACAGUCCCAGCCACUUUGCGGUCGAAAUCGUACAUGAAACUGGCGCUGUCCUUCACCCCUUCGUCUGGGGUCACGAGCGUCCAGUUGAGGGUCAGGGCGCUCGGAGAGCCGACGGGGAUGCUCGUUCGUCUUGCUGCUCAGCACACACACCAUUCGUUUACUGUUCAGCUUCGAGCCGGAGUGGCAUGCGCGUCAGUGUCCGGAGCAGGGUGGGCAGCCAGGGGUGCCUGCGUCGAGGGGAGGCCCGUGGGCGACGGUCACUGGCACACUGUCAGAGCAGAGAGACACGGGCAUAAUCUCCUCAUCAGCGUCGAUGGAGGAGACGAAUGGCGGGUCAACAGAUCGAUCCCUUCUUUAGUGCCCGAGGAAACCAGUCUGCAGGAGGAGGAUAUCGUGGGUCCGCCUGUACCUUCGGAGAUCGACAAGCUUGAUGGAGUGACGGUCGGUGGACUUCCCGAGUUCCUGGGCGUCAAACUUGUGACUGUUGGAGAUGACCUGCAAGACGCAUGCAUAGACGACCUUAGAGUGUCAGAUCGCCAGCUGCCGCUUCCCCCAGCAGUCAACGGCAGCACCUGGGGCCAAGUGACCACCUUAAAUGGGUUCAUGAAGGGGUGCAACCCUCCCCCCUCUUGCCUGAACACGACCUGUGAUCCCCCGCUGUCCUGCCACGCCUCCUGGACGCAGCCUUCUUGCAGCUGCGGUUCCGGGCGACAUCUGGUGGGAUCUGCGUGUGAGGACACGAAUGAGUGUCUGAUGGAGCCGUGUCUGCACGGAGGGACCUGCCAUGACCUCAGGCCAGGCUACCUUUGCCUCUGCAGGCCGAACCACUUCGGCAGCAACUGCGAGUGGACUGAACUCUCCAGCACAGGCCACCCACUAACCGCGCCAGCAGCCAUAGCGGCCGUUACGCUGUCGCUCCUCGUUUUAGUUCUCUUGGGAGUGUGUCUCUCCAUACGACACCACCGACUACGAACAGCCAGGGCUUUGGGUCGCCAGGAGACGCAACAGAGCCCCGACAAGACUCCAUCAUAGCCGUCAAAAUAGGAAGCAAAGGAUCGGUGAUGACUCUGGACUCGGAGAAGAAGGAAAUGUUCCUGGGGCUGAGGAGCGGAUGGAAGGAAACGGGCGGAAUAACCAAAGCGAUGAUGAUGACCACCAAAAGAAAAG